UCCAGACUAUGUAACAAAACAUGUUAAAUAACAAAGUUUUAUAACUUGUUAGAGAAAUUCAAGUAAAAAAGUUAUAAAACACAAUGUUAUACAACAGUUUUCUUGUUAUAUAACAAAAAUUAUGUUAUCCAUUAGGUGUCGGUAAAGAUCAAAGAAAGUUAUAAAACUUUGUUUUAUAACACGCCGCGACUUGUCCACACUUGUGUUAUUAAACAUUUAGGUACUGUAGGACGAGCGGCGUUUGAAUUUAGUAUUGCCAGAACUCUCGCGGUGCACACAGUAAUUUUUGUUAAUUUUUUUACGCAAUGGAAUGGUCGAAAGAACUUACCACUCAUUUAAUUGAGUUAUUUCGUGAGCAUCGAGUAUUAUGGGAUCCUACCUUCAUGGAUUUUAAAAACAGGAAUAAAAAACACGACGCAUGGACUGAACUAGGUGCAGAAUUGAAAACAAAUGCAAGUGAAGUUGAAAAAAAAAUGCGUAUGCUUAUGGGGCAGUUCCAGCGGGAGUUGAAAAAAGGGAGGAGUGGUGAUGGAGCUGAUGCUCCGUAUAAAACAAAAUGGAUUUUUUUUAAAAUGCUUUUAUUUUUAAAAGACAAAAAUGAGCCACGGCAUUCUACUGAUGGUGGUCUAUCUCCCGAACAAGAUACACAAGAUACUAGUGACAACAAAACAGCAGAGGAAGAAGGGCAACUAGAGUCACAUCCAGAAGUGCAAAGUGAUAUCGAAAAAUGUCAAGAAAAACCUGUAAUAAAAACCGUUGCACGUGUUCCUACCACAAAAGGUACCAAGAGAAGAGUGUUAGAUGCGAAAUCUGAAGAAGCUUACGCGAUAAUGAAACAACUAUCAAGUAACGUGAAAAAACGAGAUGACUUCGAUGUGUAUGGUGAAUAUGUAGCCGGGAUCUUGCGGAAUCUAAAAAGCAAGUCGGUUCUAGCCGUCGCGAAAUAUGAAAUAAAUAAUGCUCUCUACCGAGCGGAGAUAGCAGAGAUAUCUUCAAAUACACCUGAGCCAUCCACUACUCCGGCAUCUGAUACACCUGCAUCUACUCCACUUUCACCAACUACAACAGACACUGACACUCAAUCAUACAAUAGACCUGGGUCGUCUACCAUGCCGUCCGCUACAAAUAUAUCCACUACUUCACCAAUUCAAACAGACACUGACACUCAAUCAUACGCAGGCGCAGAAGACAUAAGUGAGAAUGAAUUAACCUUUACACAAAUGCUUCUGAAUUUAUAAAUGUCCUGAUUUUUUCUAAUUGCAAAUGAAUGAAUAAAGAGGUUUAGAAAAAGUCUAUGUACUUACUUUUAUU
Sitophilus oryzae (rice weevil) is the source of this 1311-nucleotide messenger RNA. RefSeq lists its product as uncharacterized. Bases 306 to 1238 code for a protein of 310 amino acids. The transcript has 2 exons. The record is from RefSeq and is a predicted model, not a curated record. Lineage: Eukaryota; Metazoa; Arthropoda; Insecta; Coleoptera; Curculionidae.